AUGGGUAAAGGAGGCGGUUGUGGUGCAAGCAAGGCGGUGCGGGUGCCAAGUGACAUUGCACAGCCCGUGGCACAGGAGGAGGACGAUGAGGCGUUCUGGCACUUGUACGUCAGUUGGACUAACGAGGACGAGCAGAGCCCUGGAAGGAUCAUCGCGCCUCCCCCAGGCGUUACAUCUCCAGCAUACACAACGGGUGCCGUACGUUUGUCGUACCUGCUGGAUUUUGUCGCCACGCAGCUACCCCGGGGCGAUCCCAACAUGCCAACUUGGAGCGUCGCGCUCAAUCUCGUACAGCCCGCAACCUCCGAAACGAACUUGCCUUACGCGUCCCUGCCGGAAAUGGCGCCUCACGUACUCCCGUACGGUACGACAACGCCGUACUAUUUCGUCAGUCACGCUUGGAGCCGGCCGCUGCGGGAGGCAGCGGAUAUGUUGGCUCAUCACUUCCGGGGGAGAGACCCCCGGGAGGUGUACGUCUGGCUAGAUGUGUUUGCCAUACGGCAGCAGACCUUUACUGCCGUACCUAAACCGCCGGAUAUGGCGGCGCUGGAGGCGGCGCUCCGGAACUCGAGCGGCGUACUGCUCUGCCUGGAUGAGGCUGGCGUGGCGCUACGGCGCACGUGGUGUUUGUACGAAGCAUGGGUGGGCGCUACUGCCCCGGCGGGGGGGGCAGUAGCAACAGCAGCCGCAGCGCCAGCAGCAACAGGAGCUGAAGCAGCAGGGGCGGCAGUAGCAGGAGCUCAUGAGGCGACGGGGGGGCCUUUGGAUGCUGCUAAGGGAACAGGGUCCAGGCCGAGCUCGUCGGCGCCAGGGGGAGCUGCCGGUGACGGCAGCGGCUGCGGGAGCGGUACGGCAGCAGCGGUGGCGUCGGCGGCCGGGGCGCCGCCGCCGAUGGGCGUUACGGCGCUGACUCCUCGUGCGAUGACGCCGGAGGAGCGAGCCCGACUGUUCAGCAAAAUCGAUGUACGGCAGUCGCGCUGCAAGUAUAAGGCGGAUCGCGAUUCGCUGCUGGCGGCUGCUCGCACUGCCGCUGGGCAGGGAGGUCUGGACACCGUGAACGCCACCUUGCGUUUGGCGUUGAUGCUGAAGCCCCUGGUGGCAGAUGUGCACCACGAUCUCAAUCUGGGUCGCGUGGUUGAGGUUCAGGAGCUGUGGGAUAUGAGCCAGGUGGACAGCUGGUUGGCUCUGCCGGAGAGCAGCAAACACUUUUCGGCACUGGCGUUGUACGGCCCCGCGUGCAGCGGCAAGACCGUGGCCGCCGCCGCCGUGGUGCACCACCUGAGAACCCGGGGAGUGCCGCUGGCUGCUCACUUUUGUAACGUAUCAGACGUCAGGACGCUGGAUCCCGUGGCUUUAGUCGUGUCGCUAGCGCUACAGCUGGCGAACGCGCCCGGCAUAGGGCCCCGCCUGCUACAGCAGUACGGCGAGCUGCCGGCCGGGCUUCUUGCGGACCUGGUGUCGUACAACAACACUGCAACGGCGCUGGAAACGGCUUUUGAAGCGUUGCUCGUACAGCCGCUGCAGCGGCUCGAACAACCGGAGGACGACAGCGGCUGCGCCGACGGGGCCUCUGCCGGCGGCACCGGCGGCCGCGUGUGGCAGGACAAUGGGGAUUUGGGGGCGCUCGGCGGCGGCUGCGAUGAAGAGUUGGACGACGCGGCGGCGGCGGCGGCAGCGGGUGGUGCUGGUGGCGGCGGACGGGGUCUCCAAGGCCUGGGAGCCAAGUCCGUGCGAGCGCCGCCCAAGUGGCAAGGACCCCCCAAGGUGACGCUGUUGAUCAUUGACGGAGUGGACCAGGCGGACGGGGCGGUGAUGGGGGGAUCAGCGCCUUUCGAUAACCAGGUGCUUCAACUCAUUGAGGAUCACCUCCCCAAGCUGCCAUCGUUUGUACGGCUCAUCGUGACGAGCAGGUCUCUGUCGUACAUUGUACCGCGCCUAACCGACCGGCUGUCGCCCCUGGAGUUGACGCCAGAGGCGCUGCGCCCCAUAGGGCCCUUCAUGCGCAAUGUACGGCUGGCCAUUGCUUCGAUCGAUUCCACACUCAGCCGCCGCCACCGAGCGUCGGUAGCGUCGAAGCUCGUCGGACGGUCCCAUGGGUCGCUGCUGUACCUAAAAAUUGCGUUGUGUUGUCUAGAAUUGGAACGUGACGUGGCGGCAGCGGAGGCGGAGGCGGAUCUCAUGGCAGCGGCGAUAGUUUCGUUCAGCGACCGCGGUGGCGGCGGUACGGCAGGGGAGGAACUUGUACGGACGCUGAGUCGGUUGGCAUCGACCAAGAAGCAGUCCAUCUUGCACCAGUUUCCGUCCAGCCUGGGUGGGCUGUUGGAGCGUUACCUAACAGUAAGGGGCCUGCUGCCGGAGCUGGUGGCGCGUGGCCUUGGAGCGCUUGUACGGGUUCGCGGGCCCCCGGGCCACGUGGCCCAGGAGGUGUUGCUCGUACACUCGGCGGUUUCGGAGUGGCUGCAGCAACCCAAGCCCCGGGUCCUCCUCGGAGGGUCAGUGAUUGUGGAUCUCGCCGCGGGUCAUCGAGCCCUGGCGAGCCACUGCCGCGACGAUGCGCUAGGCUGCCUCCACCGCGGCCGCCGGCCGCCGUACGGCUACAGCGUCCGACACAUUUUCCUGCACGUCGGCCUGGCAGCCAUGGCGGCUAACGCCGCCGAGGCGGCAGCGGCGGCGGCUGGCGCUGGCGGCGGUGGUGGUGGUGGGGGCGGCGGCGGCGGUAGCCCCGUCUCCCCUCCUCCCGUCUCGCCCUCCUCUGUUGCCACAACCGCCCGGUCCUCCGGCUGGCAGAAUCGCAGCCGGAGUGGUACGUCGUACAGUAGCUCCGCCGCGGUGGCGUUGGCGGCGGCUCUGGCGGCGGCGGCGGCCGCCGCCGACUGGAUCGCCACCCUGGAGCUGUUGUUGCAGCGUCUGGAUCUUUGGACGAGCAUCUACACCGCCGGCGCCGGCGGGGCCGCUAGGUGGGUAGUUUUGGCGCUGGCGUCACUGCCAAUAUGCUCAAUCCCCGCCGCUGACCCCGGGUCUACGGACUCGCCACUGCUUAUGCUUUUGGCGGAGGCUCGGCGGUGGCUGUUGCUGUACCACAGUCAGUUAUGUUGGUUUCCGUUGGCGGUUGUAUCAUCUGCGGCAACGCUGCCGGAGGAUUCAGCACUGCGCAGCCGGGCGCUCGAGUUCUCAGCGGGUCCGGAUCCCUUUGAGUAUUACGAGCCAGAGGUGACCACCAUCACUGUCACACCCGUUGGGGCUCACAACAGAGGGACAGCUGACGGCGGCGGAGGCGCUGGCGGAGGAAAGGCGGCCGCGGCAGGGGCUGUGACGCCUCCGCUGCCGGCGACUCCAGAGCUGCCUGGCGGCGCCUCCGCCGCCUCCGCCUCCUCCUCUGUCCUGAAGGACCCUCUUGAGACUGAGCACCUGUUGCUUUUGAGCACGGGUGAUGUGUGGUCGGCGUGUUUGCAGACUCUAAGAACCAACGUGGGAAAGGUGGUGGGGGUGGCCAUGCAGCCGGCGGGGAGGCUGGUCGCGAUGGUGCACGACGACCAGCGGGGCAUCUCCCUGUGGGACGUGUGGGGCGCCAGACAACUGCUCACGUUUGCCAAGUCCACAGAAAUGGGCCCCAACCCCACCGCCGCUUUCUUCACUCCGGAUGGACGCAAGCUCGUUUGCGCGGGACGCGCUGUGUUUGUGUGGGAGAUCGCCACGGGUCGCUUGUUGUGGGAGCUGUGCAAGGUGCCGCCCAGGAAGGGCGGCUCGGGGCCUCGCGGGGGGCUGCUGGGGGGGCCAGGGGGGGCGGGAGCUGGGGGCGGCGCUGCCGCGGCGGCAGAAGUUGGCGACCUGGACGGUCCCGUCACUGCGCUGGCUAUAUCACCCGGCGGCGGCCGUGUGGCGGCAGGGCACGUCAACGGCACCAUCCGCAUCUGGGACAUCUCCUCUGGCAAGCUGCUGUGCGCCAUCGCCGUACAGCACCGCCGUACGGUUACGGCAAUGGGUUUUUCCCUUCCACAUGGGCGGGAGUUGCUGACGGCGCACGGGGAAGGGGGGGAUGCAGCCCCCAAGGCCCUGGCACCGAUUGGGGCGGAGGAGUUGGAGGACGUGCCCACGGCGCUGAUCAAGGCUGACGAGCUGCCCAUCCACGUCUGGAGACUUCAGGGGAAUUCGUACAAGGAGCUCGAGAUCCUCAAGGGCCACACUGGCCGUGUCAACACACUGACCUUCUCCACGGGGGAGCGGAACGUGAUGGUCACAGGCUCGGCGGACGAGACGAUUCGUAGCUGGUGCAAUGAUUCCAAAACGUCUCACUCAGACUACCGACAGAUGUUCAUCCUCGGCGGGGCUGGACAAGGUGUCGUACACACCAUCCAAUUUAGUCCCUUGCCGCUGCCGUCCUCAAUGCCGCCGCCGCCACGGCCGCCGCCGCCGCUACCUCGUCCGAAGACCCCCAACGGCAGCGGCGCUGACGUCGACGCCGAGACGCCAGUCGUCGAUUUCACGGCGCCCUCCGUCACCAGCCUCGCAACCGCUGCUUUUGGUACGAACGCGCUGUCGGCACCGUCGCGCGAUGGUGGCGGCGGCGGCGGCGUUGCCACACCGGACACACCCGCUAGCGCGCGUGGCAGCGCCGCCGGCACAUUCCCAGCAACGGCCUUCAGAGGCGAUCGUGACAAUAACCACCAUAACCAUAACCACCACCAUGUGCUAUUUGGCGGUGGAAACGGCCGCAGCAGUGCCGGCGGCGACGAUGAUGAGUCAGUGGAGGAUGUUCAUGGCGAUGUGCCCGUGAUGGCGUACUCGUGUGGCAAGGGUAUUGUACGGCUAUGGUCGCCGCUGAAGAAGCGGCAGGUGGGCUUGCUACGCGGCCUGGAGGGCCCUGUGAACAGCCUCAGCUUCAGUGGAGACGGCAGAUUGCUGGCAUCUGCAGAUCAAUCAGACCCCGGUGUGGUCCGUAUCUGGGAUGUUGGCGGCGCCUCCGUGACCCGGCCCCUGGACUGCUCCCCUUCCUCCGGUGCGGGGGGCUUGCCUCUUCGGCAGGGGGUGGAGCUCCUCGCGCUGUCACCGGACGGAAGCAGGCUGGCGGCCGUGUGCGCCGACGUGUCCAAGGAGAGCGUGCGGGUUAUUGACGUAUUCACGGGGCGCCGUCUCGCGGUGAUGGGUCCCCAGGGUGCGGGGGGCCACGAGGGGAAGAUCAAUUCGGUGGCGUGGAGCUGGGACAGCAGCAGGCUGGCCACCGGUUCUGACGAUCUGACGGUUAGAGUGUGGUACGUGGGCAAGCCGACAGCGGCCCCCAGCGACCCGCUCGCCGCUGCAGCGGCCAUCGUGGCAAAUGCGACGGCGGCGGCCCGUCCGGUGACGCCGCCACCACUGACACCGCCACCACCGAACAACAACUGGCAUCUAUCCAGAGAUGACGAUAUGAGCGCGAGUCGCCACCUCAUUCGCCCGCCCCCAAGUCCUAAUGAGGGGUCGACAAGUGUGGUGGCUAGGGCCAGGACGGCUGACGGCGCCGCCGCUGCGACGGCGGCGGCGGCGGUGGCGGCGGCUGACGACCCGUCGGCGGCUUUUCCUUCGGGACCUCUUCGCCCUGGGCACUGUCAGCUCGUGCUGGAGGGACACCACCGCAAAGUACAAUGUGUAACAUGGGCGCACAACGGCAAAAAACUUGCGUCAGGAGGAUAUGACCAAAUGAUUCGCAUCUGGGACAGCGCCACCGGGGAGCAACUUAACCUCAUUUACCAGGCGAGAAAAAAGGCUUUUCUUUGUCUGUCUGUCUGCCUAAUGAAUAAAUGUAUAUUUGUUGGGAGUGGUAGAGUGGUCUCCUGGGUUUCAGCUCUGGCCUUUUCCCCGGACGAUGCGCGCUUGGCAUCGGGUGCAGGCGGCAGUGCCGUAUACAUUUUCAACUCCAGUACCGGAAAAAAUUUGGCGGGAUAUUCUGGACAGCUGCCUGGGGGCGGCGGUGCAGGAGGCGGUGGAGGAGGCGGCGCAGGAGGCGGUGCAGGAGGGGCCGGAAACGAGGCGACGGCAUCAGGUUCCGGAGCGGCCGGGCCCGGGAAGUCGGCGCCUGCGGAGGGUGGUGGCGGUGGUGGUGAUGAGAGCUGGAUGACGGCCCUGAGGUUUAAUCCCGACGGCACGAUUUUGGUUUCUCGCGACUUGCACUCCCGCGUCACGCUAUGGGAUGUGAGUGGACCGGCCCGCUUGAAACCGCUAAGGGCGCUGGAGGGAGCCUUCAGGGAUGCGAUUUUCUGCCCCAAAUCAGGAGACUUGCAGCUGUACGACCUUACAGCUACUGGCGCGCUGGUGGUAUCCGCCAUCCCCUCCGGCUCGCUGCCCCUGGGCCGCGUCGUCCCUCGCGCCGUGGCUCUGAGUCACCCGCUGUUGCAGUUCCGCGGCGUGGCGGUGGACAGUGCGGUCAACCACAAUGCGGUGGUGCUGCUGACGGCGGACAACAGCACGUCACAGCACAUCACAGCACAUCAUGAUGCCGCCAAAUUUCCUGACAGGGCGUUCUUCUUCGUAAACGGCGAGCACCUGGCAGCUGUACGGCAAGAGGCUAGUCGUACCGGACGUGCGGCCAGUGCUGCAAGCAGCAGCGACAACGUUGGCAUUAACCAAGGCGGUGGCUGGGCGAUGGCGGCCUUUGGCAGCGGCGGGGAGUCGCCGGCGGGGGUGUUUAGGAUGACAGGACGUUGCCUGUUUGGCGGAUGGGUGGAGCACGGGAAUGGUGAUCGGUGA
Molecule: messenger RNA, 6720 nt
Organism: Volvox carteri f. nagariensis
Lineage: Eukaryota; Viridiplantae; Chlorophyta; Chlorophyceae; Chlamydomonadales; Volvocaceae
Exons: 35
Coding region: 1-6720 (2239 amino acids)
Molecular function (GO): protein binding
Source: RefSeq, a predicted model, not a curated record